Messenger RNA from Paramacrobiotus metropolitanus, 1175 nucleotides. RefSeq names its product TATA-binding protein-associated factor 2N-like. The coding region runs from base 187 to 876 and encodes 229 amino acids. The transcript has 4 exons. The record is from RefSeq and is a predicted model, not a curated record. NCBI's taxonomy places the organism in Eukaryota, Metazoa, Tardigrada, Eutardigrada, Parachela, Macrobiotidae.
CGGUAUAAUCGCUUAUCGCUCCGUACCGAUCGCAACCAAAACAAAACGGUACCUGGAUAUUCUCGCCGCUACAUAAACCGAGCCUUUUUCCUCUUGGCUCCGUCUCAUUUGGAUUUUUCCAGUUUUGCAUCUUCGUAAUUUCUCGCAAGGCAUUUUUCUUCGACAUUUCUCAAUAAUCCAGCCAGAAUGUAUCGCAGCCAGUACGAUCGUGAUGAUGACAGCAACCGCUGGGGAAACAACCGUGACCACAAUGAGCGCUCCCGUGGAUACUCCCUAGGCGCCACGGAUCGCCACGACCGCCAACGCGACACCUACGGACGCAGCUCGUACGGUCAAGGUCAGCAGGGAUACGGCGCGGAUCGUGACCGUUCCUGCGGCUACGGCGGGGAUCACUACAACACGUCGCGCAGUGACUACGGCGCCCGCGGCGGUAACGGUGGCGACAGCUAUCUGUCACGCGGCAAUUACGGCGAUCAAUCGACUUCCCGGGGCGGUUACGGCGGCGACAGCCAGGGAUUGCGCGGCAACUACGGCGCUGAUUAUUCUGCUACCUCUCGGGGCGGUUACGGCGGCGACAGCCAGGGAUUGCGCGGCAACUACGGCGGUGAUUAUUCGGCGUCCCGGGGCGGUUACGGCGGCGACAGCUAUACCUCGCGUGGCGACAACUACGGCCGUUCGUACGGGGGAGCGGAGCAGUACGGACGCGGGAUCGGCGGGGGGAACGAGACGUACGGACGCCAUCAGAGCGGCUACGGACAGGAUUACGGACGCCAGGGCGGCUACGGCGGCGGCAGCAGCAGCUGGGACACCGGGCGCGGCAACCAGGGCAGCUACAGCCAGGGCAUUCAAGGAUACAGCCACAACCGCCACUGGUAGAGCGGAUUUUCCUGGGUGAAGGAGUCUCGUUCCCGGCCCGGUUUCACCGGUUCCUCAUAUGGCGUCGUCAUCGUUUUACCAUGCUUGAUCAUGCGUUGUGCGGCUGAAUUUUUUUUUACUAAUUUCUGUUGCGUUUUGGCAGUUGGUUGACGGUAGAAUUUACUAGUGUUCUCAAUUGGUGACAUUUUAAUUUAAUUGGACAUUUUUUUGCUGAAGAGUUUUGCGCUUAUAAUUGACUUGUUUGGAUCGAUGUGAUCGCCUAACUGUUGUCGAGAAGAAAUUAAAAUCAGUGUAAUAAA